AUGGGGGUAGCUGGGGACCACCAGGACGGGGGUGACAGUGCCCAGAGUGACAGGGACAGCCGCGGGGGUGACAGAACGGGGCCGCCGCCGCCGCCCGCAGCCGCGCUCUCCCGCAGCGCCAUGGAGCAGCCCCGGCUCAUCACCGACUCCUUCCCGCGGCGGCGGCGAACGGGGCGAGCCCCGGGCAGGGCCAAGCGCAGGGGCUGCCCCCGGCCCCGCGCCCCCCCGCCCGCCGAGGACCCCCCGCCGCCCCCCCCGGACCAGACCCUCCUGGAGAUGCUGCGGCGCUUCGACCUGGCCUGGGAGUACGGGCCCUGCACGGGUAUCACCCGCCUGCAGCGGUGGGAGCGGGCGCAGGCGCUGGGGCUGAGCCCCCCGGGCCCCGUGCGCGACGCCCUCCUGGAGCACCGGGACAACCCCGAUGUCACCUACAGCCUCUGGCACGAGUACGCCAUCUGAGGGGCUGCGUCCCAACGCUGGAGGGAGGAGAGGGGGGGGGCCCCCAUGCCUGCUGCCCCCCCACACACACCCCA
Messenger RNA from Gavia stellata (red-throated loon), 533 nucleotides. RefSeq names its product DNA polymerase delta 4, accessory subunit (gene POLD4). Gene Ontology annotation, molecular function: DNA-directed DNA polymerase activity. The record is from RefSeq and is a predicted model, not a curated record. NCBI's taxonomy places the organism in Eukaryota, Metazoa, Chordata, Aves, Gaviiformes, Gaviidae. Bases 1 to 459 code for a protein of 152 amino acids. Gene Ontology annotation, cellular component: delta DNA polymerase complex. Gene Ontology annotation, biological process: DNA synthesis involved in DNA repair; DNA-templated DNA replication. The transcript has 4 exons.